CGUCACCUAAAAAGAUGACAAAUAUGGCACGGCUGCUAGUGGCUGAUGACAUUUUUUACGUACCGUUUUUGCUUGGGUCAUUCUCUCAUGGGAAAAGUGGCAUAUCUUCUGAGCCUGUUGUGACGUGCCUCCUCAGGCAUGGGAAGUGCUCUGGCAACAAGUCUGAACAACUUAAAACAGCAGCACAGAGAGCCACUCUGAAGCACUGUGCAGCAAACAAGCUCCUCACGCAGCUCGGGAAAGAUCAGCCAUUAUGUAUGCUGCCUUAAAACGCAUACAAGGAGAGUAUUUUUGUAUUUUGUGUUUUAAAUAAUUGCUGAUUUUUGUUGAAGCUCCUGGACACAAAACACAGGAUUUUUGAGCCUAUAGAGAGGACAAUGGCAAACCUGAAUGACACCUGUACGGUCGGAAAUCCGGAUUUGUACAAGUUCUACUUCUCCGUGAUGAUAGGGGAGUUUCUUCUGGCUCUUCCUCUGAACAUUUCGGUGAUGUACAUCUUCAUCUUUAAACUCAAAUUCUGGAAAUCUAAGAGUAACAACGUCUACUUGUUUAAUCUUGUGCUGGCUGACAUCCUGCUGCUUAUAUGUAUUCCGGUAAGGGCGUCCAACUUUCUGAAAGGAGAGAGGCGCAGUGAAAAUAACACAACAUGUAGAGCUGUCCUCUUCCUGCUGUUCCUGAACCGUGGAGCCAGCAUUGCCUUUCUGACCAUCAUUUCCAUUAACCGUUACUUCAGUGUGGUGCACCCAGGGAUCCAAAACUCGCUCAAGAUUUUGAAACGCGCAUUUAUCAUCUCCGCUCUUAUCUGGAUCUUGCUGCCCCCUUUGACCAUACCAACCAUGCUGAAAACUUUUGAGUGCUGCACUGAUAAUGAGACUGUGGAGGAAAAUGUUGUCAUCGACGUCCUCAGAGAGGUUGUGUUUUUCAGCCAGGUCCUGAUCCCUUUCACAGUCCUUGUCUACUGCACCGUAUGCAUCACCAAACGGUUGAAGAUGAAGACGGUUGGCGACAGGGCCAAACUGCGGAGGGCCGUGUUUCUGGUCACCUCAGUCAUGGUGGUCUUUUCUCUCUGUUUUUUGCCUUCUGCCACAUCGAGGAUGGUGCUGUUGCUCAUGAGAGCGAAGGACGACCUCACAGUGGGCGAACAGAGAGCGGAGGAUAUCGCAAUUCAGAUUCAUGACGGCCUUAUGUGCCUUUCCUACUUGGACUGUUUGUUGGAUCCAAUUGUAUACUGUCUCAGCAGCACAAAGUUCAAGAACGUAUAUUUAUCAACCUAUCUUCCCUUUCUGAUGAAAGAAGGAGAUACAGAGUGAAGCCAGAAAAUGAGUGAAUGUAACAAAAAAAAGUAUGCACACA
Messenger RNA from Pygocentrus nattereri (red-bellied piranha), 1353 nucleotides. It is a transcript of the gene gpr31, whose product is annotated as G protein-coupled receptor 31. Gene Ontology annotation, cellular component: membrane. Gene Ontology annotation, biological process: G protein-coupled receptor signaling pathway. Gene Ontology annotation, molecular function: G protein-coupled receptor activity. The record is from RefSeq and is a predicted model, not a curated record. Lineage: Eukaryota; Metazoa; Chordata; Actinopteri; Characiformes; Serrasalmidae. Bases 378 to 1310 code for a protein of 310 amino acids. The transcript has a single exon.